This is a messenger RNA of Malassezia sympodialis ATCC 42132, 1599 nucleotides long. Its product is annotated as serine/threonine-protein kinase. Gene Ontology annotation, cellular component: spindle pole body. Gene Ontology annotation, biological process: peptidyl-serine phosphorylation; intracellular signal transduction. The record is from RefSeq and is a predicted model, not a curated record. Lineage: Eukaryota; Fungi; Basidiomycota; Malasseziomycetes; Malasseziales; Malasseziaceae. Gene Ontology annotation, molecular function: protein serine/threonine kinase activity; ATP binding.
AUGACUCGCUCUUCGUUCCACAGCCUUAACCCAAUGGACACGCUCCAGCCAUGGGAAAAAGAGAUUGUGCAGUCGCAAGAGGUGCAACGGAAAGCGACCCUGGCCCAGAUGUACUUUUUAAACUACUACUUUGAUUCUCUCCGCUAUUUGUCUGACAGACGUGAGCGACUGAACCAGUUUAAUGAGGGGAUGAAGCAGAAAGGUCUGUAUCCGCCAGAGGACGAUCUCGAGCAAACUAUGCAGUCGCUUUCCCUGGGACAACCCGCUCAGACGCGGCCUAUGACACGCUCUACCGCGAGCAUGAACACGCGAGCAGCAACAUAUGAACAUGAGCGCGCUAAGCAUAUGGCAAAGGAGCGCGACAUGCUGCGUCAGCGGCGGGCCAAGUUGCGCCUACAGCACUUUCAUAUCGUUACCCAGGUUGGUCAAGGUGGCUAUGGUGAAGUCUUUCUCGCUCGCAAGCGCGAUACAGGUGAGCUGUGUGCGCUGAAGCGCCUACGAAAGCGGGUGCUGGUGAAAAUGGACGAGGUUCGCCACGUUCUGACGGAGCGCGAUAUCCUCACGGCCACUCGCUCUCCCUGGCUGGUGCGACUUCUUUAUGCAUUCCAAGAUGAGACACAUGUUUUCUUGGCGAUGGAAUAUGUGCCUGGUGGUGAUUUUCGUACCUUGCUCAACAAUAGCGGCGUUCUCCGGGAGGAGCAUGCACGCUUUUACAUUGCAGAAAUGUUUGUCAGUGUGAAUGAGCUCCACAAGCUCGGCUACAUUCACCGCGACUUGAAGCCCGAGAACUUUCUGAUUGAUGCGACUGGUCAUAUUAAGCUCACAGACUUUGGUCUGGCUUCUGGCGCGCUAAAUCCAGGACGCAUCGACUCGCUGAAGCGGCGCCUCGACCAGGUAAAGGAUACGGAUAUGGUGUACCGCACGCCCGCCGAGCGAGGCUCACUAUUCCACAUGAUGCGUGCCCAGAAUGUCAAGUUGGCCGACUCGGUGGUGGGAUCGCCCGACUACAUGGCCCCCGAAGUAUUGCGCGGCCGCGACUAUGGCGUCAGCGUCGACUAUUGGAGCCUGGGUUGUAUUUUGUACGAGUUUCUGUGUGGCUUUCCUCCAUUCAGCGGCGCGCAUCCCGAUGAGACGUGGGCCAAUCUGAAAAACUGGAAGAAGGCACUGCAGCGUCCUGUAUAUGAGAAGCCGGAGGACUUGCAGUUCAAUCUCACAGAUAUUGCUUGGGACAUGAUCGUGCGCCUGAUCAACACCCCUGAGGCGCGGUAUAGCUCUCUCAGUGAGGUUCAGUCGCAUCCCUUUUUCCGCCAAGUGGACCUUAUGCGAAUGCGCGAGGUAGCUGCGCCUUUCAUUCCGCAGCUGGAGAGUGACGUUGACACCGGCUACUUUGACAACUUUGAUGACCCUGCGGACAUGGCCAAAUACAAGGAAGUUCAAGAGAAGCAGCGACAUGUCGAAGCGAUGGAAGCAAAGAAUGGAGUGACUGAUGGAGGGCGAGGCAUGUGGGUCGGUUUUACGUUCGGCAAAAACUGGACCAAGAGCCAGCCCCGGGUCAGCGUGCCCGACCAUGAAUCGAAUCCCCUGUCCACCAUGUUCUAA